CGGAAGUACUUCACAAAAAGUAGUCCGGGGAACACCACCGGUCAGUUGGCGACAAAUUACGACUGUCAGCGCACAACACGAUGGCUUACAGACAGUUGGCCCGCAGGGUUUGGACCCGUUCUGUGAAAGACGUUCGCUGCUCGCCCCCUCCUGCAUCCCGCUUCUCCCCUGCUUCCGUUCAUCGCUGCACACCUACCCAGCAGCCCAGGUCUCCUUUGCUGACCCUGUCCCGCCCCCUGUCUCUGACGCCCCACUAUCGUGUUUGCUUCAAUGUGCAAGACACAGAAGAUUUCACAGAGAGAGUCAUCAACAGCAGCCUGCCUGUGCUGGUGGACUUCCAUGCUCAGUGGUGUGGACCCUGCAAAAUCCUGGGACCACGGCUGGAGAAGGCAGUUGCCAAACAGCAGGGCCGUGUUGCUAUGGCCAAAGUAGACAUUGAUGAUCACACUGACCUGGCCAUUGAGUAUGGGGUGUCGGCAGUACCCACAGUGAUUGCCAUGCGGGAUGGUCAUGUCAUUGACCAGUUUGUUGGGAUCAAAGAUGAAGACCAGCUGGACUCUUUUGUUGGCAAGCUCAUUGGAUAGUGAACCUGACAUGUUCUCCACCUGUCCCAAUAUACUACCCAUCCCCCUUUCCCUUAUCCUUCUGUUCCCAUUGGUCCUUGACUGAUCCUG
This is a messenger RNA of Megalops cyprinoides (Indo-Pacific tarpon), 674 nucleotides long. Its product is annotated as thioredoxin, mitochondrial-like. Gene Ontology annotation, molecular function: protein-disulfide reductase activity. Gene Ontology annotation, biological process: cell redox homeostasis. The record is from RefSeq and is a predicted model, not a curated record. Lineage: Eukaryota; Metazoa; Chordata; Actinopteri; Elopiformes; Megalopidae. The transcript is spliced from 4 exons. Gene Ontology annotation, cellular component: mitochondrion. Bases 81 to 584 code for a protein of 167 amino acids.